GCUUGAUGUCUAGUUCACAUUUGAGUUGCCUCUUAAGAAAUCAACAUUUCAAUAUACCUUAAACGCCAUUUUUGAUUCUUGCCGCGGCAGCGUGCGAUCGUCCCGAUAGCGAACGAUACAUCUCUUCUGUGCAAAUAUGGUUGCAGGAGUAAAAACCAGAAUACAAGAACACUUUUGAAAAUUUUGAACGAUGACAUCGUGAAUGACUUUGCAGCAUGUAAUAUUAAGCUUCACGCAUUGUAUUUGAUAUGAUUGCGAACUUCGCUAGAAGACGACCAUCAUCAGCAUUAUCUUACGUGGAAUGAUAGCAAAACAAAACGAAAAACGAUCAAUAUGUGAAUAAGAAGAAGAAAGACAUAAAGCGUUCCUCAGAUCGAUUAUAUGUUGGCAAAACUACUGGUAUACGUAUACCACUGAUUGUGAUUUCCAAAAUCUUCAAUCUUUUCCCAUAAACCAUAUCUAUAAACCGACCCGGCGAAAUAAAAACAGCAUUCUACUUCAAAAUGUCGAAGAAGUCAACCAUCUCGAUGAGCCCUGGUCUCACAUUGAAGACCCGCGGCUUAUCACCAUCUUAUCGGACGAAGGCGAGAUCAUUCAGCUGCCUCCGCAAAGUCCUCUUCGCAACAAUUUGUUCCCUCCCAGCCGGCGCGGUCAGUGUGCAGCUGCGUCGCGCUAGCAGCUCCCAAGAUGCCAGUGCGCGGGUCCUCGUGGAGCAGCAACGGCCAUCAACAGGAGGGGCAGCAUCUCCCUUUCAACAGCCGCAAGUAGAGGACUAUCAGCACAGAGGUCCACAUCCUGCACCAGUUUUUGACCAAACAACGAGCCCUCACCACCUAUCCGCGGCGCACCUUCGGCUUCACGACGCGCACCAAACACAACUGCACAACUCUACAACUGCUCAACAGCAAUAUAUUCUGCAGCAACAAGCGGAACAACUUCUAGCUCAAGUUGUCCCGGCGGGCAACAUGGAGCACGCGAUCCAAUUUAUCCGGCAGCUCGAGUUUACGAUGCAACACCUGCAACCCGGACAAACCAAGGAGUACGCGUUGUUACUGCAGAAACUAACCGACAUGCGCCAGCAAGUGCAUCAGUACUAUGAACAGCAGCGCGACCACGAGGAACGCUACAGACAAAUCGCCCUGCAGCAGGCCGCCGCAGCAGCCGCUAACCAGGUCGGAGGACGAGUGGAGAACACCAGACUGGAGCCGAUGCAAUCGUGGGGGGCCUCCUCGUCCUCCGCACAUCAGGGUCUUGAAAAUCAUGCUGCUUUGUAUCAAGAUCAACAUCAACAUGCUACAAGUUCCCCCUCCCGCUCACCGCAAAUCGCUCCUACAGGGUCGCCUGGUGCUUCCCCGUCCUGCACUUUCAUCCCGGCCGACACCGGGGGCACGGGCGGCACGAGCUCUGUUGCUGGUUUUUCGCCUCUUUUAUCCCAGACGGUGAGCGCCACGCCCUCGCCACAGAUCACCGCUACUCUACCGCCCGGUGCUCCACCCGGCCUGGAGAGCAUGGGAGGUGGUGGUGGACCAUCAACUGCUACACCUAGUGGAGCUGCUGCUUUUGAUGCACCCCAUCAAAUGCUUCUGCCGCCCAAUCUCACGCUGCAGCAGCAGCAGCAGUACUGUGCGGACGCAGCCGCGGCGGCCCCUCUGUUUGCGGCUGCAGUAGCCGCAGCUGGAGCUGCUGGUGAACAACAACCACUAGCAACUGCUGGCAUCACUAGUGGUACGCCAACAGCUCAUGCGCAAGUGAAGGCGAAGCAGCAGGGCGACUAUGACUACACCCCAGACCCCAACCUUGCACUUGCGCACAUUGACGGCGCAGCGAAGGUCUACGUCUGUGUCUGUGCUGACAAUGAUCCAAAAGAAGAACUACAAGGAGGUGCAGCUACUGGUAACAAUGUUGUCACUGAAAACGUGCAACAUACCGACAACAGUCAGCCUAGCAAGGUACUGGAACAACUUUUCUCGGCCUCGUCUGCACCGGUCAUGGGCGCCUCUCCUGGCCAACAUUCGUCGGAGUAUCAGGGGCAGCUGGUGCACGACGAAGCUGGUGUCACAGCCCCUUCUACAAGUGGGGUUGUCAUGGUUCACGAAACACUGUCGCUGGAGCAAGUGGAGCAGCGCAUGCGUGCGCAGCAACAGGAACAGCAGCAAAAGCAACAGCAACAGCAGCAGUUCGCGCAACAGGCAGAAAAGCGGCGGCAAGAAUUUAAUGAGGCGAUUCAAAAAGCGCGCAGUUGGUGGCAGGAACACCAGGAGAAGGAAAAGGAACUGCAAGCGCAGCAAACAAGCGGAAAGGAAAGUAAAGUAUCCGACGCCGCUUUGAACGAAAGAUUCAAACAGGCCUACGCCAACAGUCUGAGCCGGCAAAUGGCUCUGGGGAUGGAAGUGAUCGCAAAUAAUGCCGAUGCUCCGGUCGCGGUGUCUUCCUCCGCUUCCACUGCAGCAGCCGGACCAGGUUUGAUUUCUGGUACAGGAACUACAAAUUCCGUCGUGCACGAGCAGUUGAAGCAGCAUCAUGGAAACCACCUUUUUGGAGUCCUCGACAAUCAGGUGGAACACCAGCAACAACCGGAACCACCGACCUCUCCGUCCUCGCUCAACGCCGCUGCGACACAGUUCACGCCGGGACAAUCCUAUCACUCCUCCGUCCCGGGGCCUCCGCCUGCACAUAUGUAUCACGCAGCGACGCCCGCCCCGGGAGCAGGUGCUAGUACUGCCACUAGCAGUGGCGUUGGGUUGUCGCAUCUUCAUCAUGCUCAACACCUCCCUCAGCCGCCCCAACAUGCUCCUUCAGUGCCGUUCCUGAGCGGUAUCAAGGGAGCCGGUUCGAUGAAUGCACCUGCCCCGACCUCCGCACCGUCUUCGCCACUACGCGCUUCCGCUGCGCCCUACCCGGGAACAGCUGCUGCUUCCCGCGCCUCGCCCUAUCCGGCGGUGCAACAACAUCAAAUGAUAACGAAUGUAGGGUCUUUGGCCCCGAUCGGGCAGCACCACUUGACGCUGCCGCCGAAGGAUGAGGACAUGCCGGGUAAAAAUAAGGGUGGGCAGAGCCAAUUCAAACGACCGUUCGAGCUGGUGGAGGAGGAGCAGGAGGUCGUCGAGGCAUCCCCGUCAAGGUGGAACCUUAUGCUUUGCAAAUUUAGAUGUGUCUGGGUCUGGAAAGAAGCAAACUUCUGAUGCGGAUUCUGAAACGACGAAAAACAAAAAUCUGUGUUGCAGAGUCAGCAAAACAUGUGCCGCCUCCAGUGGAUGGUAUUUUGUCUCCAGGGAAGGUAUAAUCUCUCAUGCAAACUAGGAAUGGAGAGGCUCCUGCGGAAUUCGUCACGCUCUUCUUUGUUUUCCAGCCCUUCGCGCAGAUGCAAAAACCGCAUGAAAAGUGGCUGGCUUGUUCCAGACCCAGACAUAUUUGCAUUCGAUAAAGGUCAACGCCUUCAUGGCUGGGCCAGAUGUCGCAGGUUCGUGGUUUGACUUUUUUAUCUCCCGUAAGAGAUUAUGAUUGGUGGUUUAUUUUUCAGGGUCGCCGCAUGACAGACUUUGGGUUUGCGAUUUUUGAUAGCAAAACUCUCACAACUUUUUCUCCUCGUCGUGUUUCCGUUCCAAUCCCCAUCCACAGAUAAAGACUGCGAAACCAAAAACAGAUCUCGUCAAGAAAUCCAGCACGGCUUCUACUGCGCCUCUUCAGCCACAAGGACAAGAGAUCUGGCACGGAACAACCGGUGUUCCGCCCAGCCAGGUACUUGUACACCCCGCCAAAGCGGAAGCCGACAAAGCCAACGAUUCUUGGUGGACCGGCUCCGAGGCAAAUCCCUGGGGAGCAGGGUCCUCGCCACAUCGACGCAAAACCAGCGAUAACCUUACCGUUGCCACAACGGCAAGUAACAGCACCGGGGAAGUUCUAACUGGAGGACCUACUCGUGCUCAUCAUGGAACAUCUUCUGUUGCCCCUGCUGCAACGGCACAACCUGAUCGGCUACCAAAAAUGGGGCAGGAAGUAGAUCACGAGGAUCCGGGCAGUGGUCUGUUUUAUCGCGACGGCAUCAUAAAUCCUGAAUACUAUGAAACUUUUGAAGAAGAUGGACGAGAUGACGAAGAGGCGCCGAUAGAAUGGGCAGAUUGGCACCAAGAGGAUGAGGAGUCGGAACUGCAGCAAGUAGUAGACCCUGCUCUGCAGGCCGGUGCUGUUGACCUUGUUCCUUGGCAGACUCGAGAGCCGAAAGACUGGCGACAGAAAGCGCAGCGGGAAUCGGCACAGCCCUCUUUGGUAUAGAAAUUUGAUCCGAGAAGUGCUGGCUCAGUGUGAUUUUUAGAGUUUGUUGAUGCAUGCACAUGAUCAUCUUCAUCAAAUACAAAUGACUUCUCGAUAGUAUGAUCCUCUUCUCGAUCGCAAAAAAAAAAAAAACAGAACAGGGAAGUACGAGAUGCGAACGAGUAGACACCUCAAAAUAUUUUGACAAUGUGGAUGUCGCUCUUUUUGACCAUGGUGCAGCACUUUCCGCAUUUAACACCACCAGCAAGGGUACAAGCAGUUCUAUUCCAGCAGCAAGACAAAAAGAAUUCCUACUUCCUGUUGUUCCUGCAUUGAUGUCUUCAUCAGAUCAGAAAACAAGUACUUCCUCCAAACAAAUCAUAAGCACAACAACGACGACCGGUAUUGAGCACAGGGUACACAAUCGCCCUAGCGCUGGCGGCACCAGUUCCUCUUCUAACACGCGGAGCAAUUUCAAUUUGCUCUCUUCAUCGCAUCACCCGACGCAUUUCUAUUGUCCAACACAAACAAUCGACACUGCUGCUAUUGGUGGCUCCGGUUGUUGUAACUACGCAUCAAAAUCAAAAACAAUGACCGGUGACAUGGAAGCACAGGAGCGGGAAAUGAAGGCCGAUAUUUUGUGUCGAUUGCUAGCGGAACGCGAAGAUCGUAGUGUGCUGCAUUCAUCAUGGAGAUUAUAAGCGUCCGGAGUCACGUGGUUUUCAAUCGAUCGUGAACGAAGGCGACCCUUCAGGUAAAUUUAUCUCAUUUUUGCACGUAGCUUCAUUCUGAGUCUGAAAAGAUCAUAAAACGCCUGCAAACCAGAAUUCCAGAGAACAUCCAAUCAGUUUUUCUUGUACUAAGUGCCAGUAUGUGCAUGUGAUCUGAGGCGAAAUACGAAUACCCCAGGUACGAUAUUCCUCUUUCGUCCGGAGCGUGUGUUGCAAGGUGCUUCUAGCCGCCAUGCCGCAGGUCCGGCCAGAGGCACAGCAUGGAGCGUCGUGUGGAUCUGGUUCAGGUUCUGCUGAUGUUGAGUCUACAGGCACUGUAAAAAUCUUAAAACGAUUUUUGUACACGACUCUUAAUGAACUACGACGAGCGCCUGCCGUUAGAUCAGAAUGAGAAAUGUGAUACAAGUACAACGAUGAAAAUAAGAAUAGAAAAAAAUCAAACCAUACGCUGUAGAUGAAGCAAGGCAACCAUAAAAACUUGUGAACAAUAAUACUACAUUGUUUUCCACGAAAUUUUUGCAAAAAUAUAGAUUAGAUGUCGCUAAGCACUUCGGAUCCACAUUAAUUAUGCCGUACUGGAAAAUACCGUAAUGAAGUCGCUUGCUUGUCUUCAAGCUCGUGGUUGAUGGAACAACAGCUCUAUUGAUGAGCGACAUACAUCUUCAGUAGCUGCUGUUUACUGAAGGCGCAGGAGCUCGGUCUGAUUGAAUACUUUUGAAGAUGUUUUUCGAAGAUGAAUUCAAUCGCAUUGUGGUUGAUGGCAUUGGUUGAU
This is a messenger RNA of Amoebophrya sp. A120, 5754 nucleotides long. NCBI's taxonomy places the organism in Eukaryota, Dinophyceae, Syndiniales, Amoebophryaceae. The record is from the annotation of a GenBank genome assembly.